CUCUGCUUUUUCUAAAGGAACACAACAAAAAAAAAAAGAAGUAUCAACCCCAGAUUUAUGAAACUGGCUAUUUCCUUUUGAAUGGUAUCAAAGUUUCAAGUCCAAUGUUAACCCCAGAAAGACUAGUCAAACUAGCAUACAAUUAUCCUCAACUUCAUAACACUUGGUAUUUGGUGGCUUGUGCGUGUUUAACGGUGAUCAAUCAACCCCAAGAGAUUCCCAAGAUUUUCCAUUUUGCGUUACGACAACAAUUAUUGGAAUUUUCAAAUGAUAAAGGUCUUUUAACGGAUAAGUUCUUAUUGAAAUUGGCUCAAGAUUCGAUAUCUUCUCUGGAUAAGUUUCAAGAUUUAGCUUCAGUAGGAGUUGGUUUGCCGGAUAUAUUGAUUCCUUUUACUUAUUAUGAUAAAUUACCAUUAAAGUUCAAAUAUGCAAAGACUGAUGAUAUUCAUGCAACUCAAUCUGUCAUUGCUGCUAAGUUCAGAGAAGUGAUUUUGAAAUCAACUGCAUUGGCAGGAUUACCAAAGGCCAUUAAUGCUCUUAUGAUCUUAAAAAGUGUUACUCCAACCAGUAUUAGACCAGGUACUUUACCGGAAAGAAAACCAAUUGUUCAUCCUGGUCGUUUAUUAUCAUCUUAUAUUGUAGGCGAAGAUGCAGAAGGAACUAAAUUUGAAAGUAGUUCAAGAAGUCCUCAAACUUCAGACACUAUAGAUGGACCAAUAUCUGUCAAUUCUUUCGAUGUGAAACAAUUGAAGGAAGAUUUAACCCGAGGUUCGGAAUUCUGGAAUGAUAUUUAUACUAAUAAAAUCAAUACUAGAAUCAAAAGACAAAUGAUGAAUGCGUAUCCUGACUUAUGGUAUCAUACUUAUCAUCAUGUCUAUGGUCCAUUAUUAAGUUUCACCGAUAUCUUGUCUGCCAGAGAGACUUCAAUGUGUGUCGUUUCAAGUUUGAUUCCUCAAGAUGUUAAUCCUCAAUUAAAAGGACAUUUGAAAGGUGCUCAUAAUUUAGGAGUUACCAAAGAAGAAUUAACUGAUUUAAGAUCAUUAGUAUUUGAUAUUUGUGAUUGGAGUGGUAAUAUUCAUUGGAAAGGGGGUAAAGAUAGCGUUGCUAAAUUAUAAGACAGAAAUUUCUACAGUUCCUAAAUUUGACUUUUUAACUUAUAAAUAUAUAUAUAUAUUCUGAAAUCAAUUAGUUAAUUUUUUUUUUCUAUAGCAUAUAAUAUAAAGAUGAUAACUAAAAAAUUAUGAUAAAAUGAACAUUGUAAAGAAAGAAUUGAAAUAAAAUGACUUUGGGUUGAAGAAGAUUUUGGGAUGAUUUUUAUGGGAUUGAUUGGAGUAUGAACACAGCAUCACCCAUUUCACAAUUGGAUUCUAUCUUGUCUUCUAAUCAAGUAUACUUGUAAACCACAGAAUACGAAGAAAGCCAAGUAAACAAACACAGCUCCAAACACAGUCUUAGCC
Scheffersomyces coipomensis is the source of this 1457-nucleotide messenger RNA. RefSeq lists its product as uncharacterized. NCBI's taxonomy places the organism in Eukaryota, Fungi, Ascomycota, Pichiomycetes, Serinales, Debaryomycetaceae. The transcript has a single exon. The record is from RefSeq and is a predicted model, not a curated record. Bases 105 to 1115 code for a protein of 336 amino acids.